Mauremys mutica (yellowpond turtle) is the source of this 6429-nucleotide messenger RNA. RefSeq names its product CDC42 binding protein kinase gamma (gene CDC42BPG). NCBI's taxonomy places the organism in Eukaryota, Metazoa, Chordata, Testudines, Geoemydidae. The transcript is spliced from 36 exons. The coding region runs from base 107 to 4768 and encodes 1553 amino acids. Gene Ontology annotation, cellular component: actomyosin; cytoplasm; cytoskeleton. Gene Ontology annotation, molecular function: protein serine/threonine kinase activity; ATP binding. Gene Ontology annotation, biological process: peptidyl-threonine phosphorylation; actomyosin structure organization. The record is from RefSeq and is a predicted model, not a curated record.
GGCAUGAUGGAGCAUGCCCUGAUCACGCUGUGCCUCGGGAUGCUGCAGAGAGGCGGGGGAAGGGGCACCUCAGGCAGCCACCCCAUUUGUCACCAAGGUAAAAGAGAUGUGCCUGCGUCGGGAGGACUUUGAGCUUCUGAAGGUCAUCGGGCGAGGGGCCUUUGGUGAGGUGGCAGUGGUGAGGCUGCGGAACAGUGAGAAGGUUUAUGCCAUGAAGAUACUGCACAAGUGGGAGAUGCUGAAGAGAGCAGAGACAGCCUGCUUCCGGGAAGAGAGGGACGUACUGGUGAAAGGGGACAGCCAGUGGAUCACUGCCCUGCACUACGCUUUCCAGGAUGAGCAGUACCUGUAUCUGGUGAUGGAUUAUUACGUGGGUGGGGACCUGCUGACCUUGCUGAGCAAGUUCGAGGACCGGCUGCCCGAGGACAUGGCCUGCUUCUACCUGGCCGAGAUGGUCCUGGCCAUUCACUCCAUCCACCAGCUGCAAUACGUGCACAGGGACAUCAAACCAGAUAAUAUCCUGAUCGACAUGAAUGGGCACAUCCGCUUGGCCGACUUUGGCUCCUGUCUUCGACUGCGACCAGAUGGGACGGUGGAGUCUGCGGUGGCAGUGGGGACCCCUGACUACAUCUCCCCUGAGAUCCUGCAGGCCAUGGAGGAUGGAAAGGGGAAGUACGGCCCCGAGUGCGACUGGUGGUCCCUGGGCGUCUGCAUGUACGAGCUGCUCUUCGGGGAGACACCCUUCUAUGCCGAGUCCCUGGUGGAGACCUAUGGCAAGAUCAUGAACCAUGAGAACCACCUGCAGUUCCCCACGGACAUCACGGACGUGUCGGAGCCAGCCAAGGACCUGAUCCGGAGGCUGCUGUGCCGCCAGGAGCUGCGACUGGGCCAGAACGGCAUUGAGGACUUCAAGCAGCACCCCUUCUUUGAGGGCAUCGACUGGGACAACAUCCGAGCCAGCACGCCCCCCUACGUGCCCGAGGUCAACAGCCCCGCAGACACCUCCAACUUUGAUGUGGACGACGACACGCUCAAGGAGUUGGAGACGCUGCCCCCUGUUUCUCACAGUGCGUUCACUGGCCACCAUCUCCCCUUUGUGGGGUUCACCUUCACCUCUGGCUGCCCAGUCUCCGAGCAGAAGCCUCCGUCCCCUUCCACAUCACCUGCCGUGGCCCAGCUGGAGAAGAAGAUCCGGAACCUGGAGCGGGAGAAGCUGGAGCUGGCCCGGAAACUUCAAGAGAACCAGUUGGAAGCUGAAGACAUGGUAAAGCAGCGGCUGGAGGGGGAGGCAUCUGGGCAGGUGAAAAUCCUGGAGAAGCAACUGAAAUUGCUCAGACAGGAGAGGAACGAGGCCCGUAAGGAACUGUCGGAGGCCCAGGAGCGGCUGAAGGCCCAGGGCCAGGAGCUGCAGGAGCUCCUGGCCAGGCAGAAGCAAACGGCCGAGGAACUGCGCUGCACUGAGGCCAAGUGCGGGGACCUGCAGGCCCAGCUACUCCGGCAUGUGCGCCAGCUGCGGGAACGUCAGGAGGAGACCGAGGCAGCUGCCCGGCGUGUGGAUGGCCUGCGCAAGGAGCUGGCCCGGGUGGAGAGUGGGCGCAAGGAGCUGGAGUCUCGGAUCAAGGGUCUCUCCAGCGAGGUGUCCAAGCAGCAGAAGCUGAAGGAGAGAAGUGAGCUGCAGGCGAGGAAGAUGAGGCAGGAGCUGGAGGGGCUGAAGGCGAAGCAUGGCACGGCCUCUCUGGACUCUGCCGGCCCCAACCACACCAAGGACCCCACACUCCUGCGAGGGGACCUGCAGCCCAAGGGGGAGCGGAGGAGCCUGCGUGAGCCACUGCAGCAGAGGGAGAGCCAGCAGGGGGUGCUGCAGGGUGAGCUUGCCCCACUGCAGGGAAAGCUGGAGAAAGCCAGGAAGGAGAGUUUAAGGGAACACAAGGAGCUGAAAGACCAGAACGAACGGGAGAGGACUUUGCUGCAGGAAGAGAACAGUAAAUUCGCCCAGGAACAGGAGAGGCUCCUAGGCCAGGUGGAGAAGCUAAAUACAACCAACAGGCAGCUGGAGCAGGAGCUGCGCUCACUGGAGGACCGAAGAGAAACAGUCACUAACUGGGAGGCCCAGAUCUCUGACAUUCUGAAGUGGGUCAGUGACGAGAAGGAGUCCAGGGGCUAUCUCCAGGCUCUGGCCACCCGGAUGACCGAGGAGCUGGAAUCCCUGAAACACAUCAGCACAAAAGCCUCAGAUGCCAGAAGCCCAGACAAUCACUGGAAGGCCAGGCGCCUGCAGAAGAUGGAGGCCUCGGCCAAGCUGGAGCUGCAGUCAGCGCUGGAAGCCGAGAUCCGGGCCAAGCAGGGUGUCCAAGAGGAGCUGACUGAGAUGAAGGCCGCACACCUGGCCACCGAGCGGAAAUUGCAAGAGGCCGAGGCGCAGAACCGGGCCCUGCAGCUGGAGCUGGAGAAGCUGAAGGAGGAGCUGAAGGUCAGGUCUGUGGAAGGCACAAAACAACAGGGGCCGCUAAUUCCCUUCCUAUCGUUCUGGAGUGCGGAGAAGGAUGCGAUCAGUUUUGGGAGCCCCCCAGACACGCAGGAGAAUCGGAGAUCAGCUGAGGAGGCCCAGCUGCGCCCAGAAGGGAGGAGAAGCCUCCGAGCCAAUCUGGCUCUGAACAAACCCCCAGCACAGGUAGCUGUUGCUGCAGAAGGAAGCAGCUCAGGUGCACUCAAGCCAAAAUCUCACAGCUUCAAGAUGCGGAGCUUCGCCGUGCCCACCAAAUGCACGCGCUGCACCGCGCUCAUGGUGGGGCUGCUGCGCCAGGGCUACGCCUGUGAGGCUUGUAACUACGUCUGCCAUGUGUCCUGCGCUGGGGGCAUGGCCAUCUGCCCCACACCCCCUGAACAGCUCCGGAAAACCAUGGGAGUCAACCCGGUUACUGGGACAGGCACAGCAUUUGAGGGGUAUCUGUCGGUGCCGAAGCCGGCGGGGGUGAAGAAGGGCUGGCAGAGGGCAUUCGCCAUGGUCAGCGACUUCAAGCUCUUCCUUUACGACGUGCCAGAAGGCCGGGGCUCCCAGUGCGGCGUCAACGUCAUGCAGGUCGUGGAUAUGAGGGACGAACAGUUCUUGGUGACGUCGGUUCUGGCCUCGGACGUCAUCCACGCCAGCAACAAGGACGUGCCCUGCAUAUUCCGGAUCACAUCCUCCCAGUUGGCCACGCCCCCCACCACCAGCUCCCUGCUGCUCCUUGCUGACAGUGAGGCCGAGAUGAAGCAGUGGGUGCAGGUGCUGGUGGAGCUGCACCGGAUCCUGCAGGAGAACCGGCACCACGACCGCUCCGUCUAUAUCCUCAAGGAAGCCUAUGACAAUGGCCUGCCGCUAAUACCACAGGCCCUCUCUGCUGCCGUCAUUGACCGGGAGCGAAUCGCACUGGGAACCGAAGAGGGGCUGUUUGUGAUUCACCUGCACACCAAUGAGGUGCUCCAGCUGGGCGACUGCCGGCGGGUCCAGCUGCUCCUUGUCUCCCCACAGGCCCAGGUGCUUUCAGUGCUGUGCGGCAAGAACCACAGCGUGCGCCUCUUCUCCUGGGUCGAGCUGGAGACGCCAGAGUCCCCGGGGACCAAGAUCGCCGAGACCAAGAACUGCCAGACCAUGGUGUCAGGGCUGAUCUGCCGGGGAACCACCUCCGUGCUGUGCGUGGCCUCCAAGCGCCAGGUGCUGUGCUACCAGCUCACCCACUCCCGGCCCCACUCCCGGCGCAUCAAGGAGAUCCAGGCCCAGGGCUACGUGCAGUGCUUGGACAUCAUGGGUGACCGGCUCUGCGUAGGCUACCCCUCGGGCUUCUCCCUCUACCCCCUGCUGAACGAGGGGGCACCCGUCCACCUGCCCCACCCCGAGGAUCCCCGUGGAGUGGCCGUGGCCCAGAUGGAAGCCCUGCGGGCCGUGGAGGUCAGCCUGAAUGAGCUGAUCCUGUGCUUCAGUGGGCUGGGGCUCUACGUGGAUGGGCAGGGCCGGAGAACGCGGCAACAGGAGCUGAUGUGGCCGGCGACCCCCCUGAGCUGCUGCUACAGCGCCCCCUACCUGAGUGUGUUCAGUGAGAACGCCCUGGAUGUGUUUGAUGUGCGGAAGGCUGAAUGGAUACAGACAGUCCCUCUGAAGAAGGUGCGGUCCCUGAACUCCGAGGGCUCCCUCUGCACCUACGGCAGCGAGAAGGUUCGCCUGACCUAUCUCAGGAACAAGUCUGCAGACCAGGAUGAAUUCAAUGUUCCCGAGACCACAGACAACACCCGGCGGCAGCUGGUGAGGACCAAGAACAAGCGGAAAUUCUCCUUCCGUAUAUCAGCAGAGGAGUGGCAGCAGCAGAGGAGGGAGAUGAUGCGAGACCCCAGUGUGAGGUCAAAACUCAUUUCCGGCCCAAUCAACUUUAACCACCUGGUGCACGUGGGGCCGGGCGAUGGGCAGCACCGGCUGCAGGACCUGCCCACGGCCCAGGAGGAGAAAAGACGGGAGUCACAGGCCAAGCUGCGUCGGCGCAGCUUCACCGAAACCCGCCACCCAUCGUCCUCGAGCAGCGACACCGCCCUGGGGGACUCUGCAUCUGCGAAGCGUAAGUCGGGCAGCUCCAUCUCUGACGACUCCUUCACCUCCCCACAGGGCCUGUUCACAGGCACUGACAUGCUGACGGAGGUAAGAGACCCCAAGCAGCCAGACCUGGCCGAGGAGGGACAGGCCUCCCUUGCCAAUACCCUCAGCGUCACCCCAUUGAGAGAUCUCGGAUCAGACCCGUAGCCUCCACCUCUCAGUCAGCUCCAGCCAGGGGAGCGCCAGUUCUUAAGGUGGCAGGACCGAUGCCACAAACCAGCCCCUCUUGCACACGAUAAUCUGUGUAUUUUAGCUGGAGACGCCACCACAAGGUGCUGUAAUGCUGCUGCUGCUGCCGCUGCCAUCAGUGGAACAUUCCCCUCGCUGAGGCUGUGCUCUGCAACUGGGGAGUUAGUCCAUCCUCUACUGAAAUACAUAAAUGUUGGUACCAAAGUAUCUCCACCUGAUCUCCCCUGUCUCUCCGCCCCCCAUGCAUCACCCAAAAAAACCUUUGCCCCAGGACAUACCACUUACUGUCUCUGAGACACCCCUGUAGAGAGGAAGCUAAGUAUUACAAGCAGUGAAGAAAGAUCCCCCUCACACAUGCAUGCUUUCACCAGGGAGAAUAGUGCCUCCUUACUUGCAUUCCAUUCUUUGCCUCUGGAUAGCGCAAUGGGAUGAUGCCCCAAGUGGUGAAAAGCCUGAAAAGAAGCAGGUGAAGGUGCACCCUAACUUACCUGGGGAGUCGGAGCUGCAUCACCUGAAGAGCACACCCUGCUGGCCACUGGGGGUACUACUGCAGUACCUGGAACCACUAGAGCAGACAGCAUCAAAGAUUGUGGUGGGGGUGUUGCUUCUCCCAGAAAUCGCCAAAUUCUAGCAGCCAUCUGAAUCAGGGACGGAUGCUGCUUUGUUUUUACUGCUGUUUAACAGAAAUGAGUCCAGCUUGGGCCAGAUUCUGAUCUCAAAUUAUCACCUGUAUCGAUCCAUUGGAGUAAAUCUGGUUUCACAGGGCUCUGACUGGAUCGUCUUGUGCCACUGUAUAUCCAAGGUUCUUUUUGAACUACUCAGGGAUUGGGUUGCUUUGCUGAAUGGUCACGACAUUGUUUAAUCCUGGUUGUGUUUCCUUAAACUUUUCCAUCGUUCUGCAAGAACCAAGAGAUGCUGAAACCAAAGAUUAUCUAUUUCCAUUCAAAGGGGAGAGAAUCCUUCCAGGAAUUCAAAUUCUAGGGGACACUUAUUUAAAGGUACAGGGUGGGUCAAAGACCAGAUUUAUUUAGGAAGCAAAUGUGUAAAUAAUUGGACAACUGCACCAUUAAAUGCUGUGCAAAGAUUUGCAGUCUGCUCUGUUCUAUACAGCAAGGGAGGAUGUGCUGAAAGAGGGACAGAGGUAACUGAGCCUCUGGGGGGUGGGGUGAUAAUAAGGCACAGGUUUUUAAUAGCGCGGGUGAUUAAGGUUUGGAACAGUUGUCCAAGAAUGGUGGACUGAUUUGUCCAUUGUUGGCAGUUUUUACAGCAAAUAGGAAUUAAUUCUGGGACCAUUAGACAGGAGGCCAGAAGAGAUGACAUUAGUGGGCUCUUCUAGUUUUCAAUGCUGAUAUGAUGAUGGCAUUAAAACUUGCUCAUGGGGUGGGGGGACGAUCAGUGUGGAGCGCUCAGCUGCCUCCUCUGCGCAAGGGCUAGUUUGAGGCCAGGCCCUGGGGAGACAUCUCCCAUAGUGGCACUUCCGACCCACAGCCGAGAAAGCUGGCCAGCACAUGCACCCUAGGAACAAGCUGGCGGAAGCUGAGCAAACACCCUUUAACCAUAGCGAGCGUCUCCUAUUGGUCAUGGCUGUAGCCAAUGGGGAGGCAGGAGCUGGGUACCAA